AUGUCAAGGAAUUCAUUGUUAUCCAUUCAUUAUGAUGGUGAAAUAGUGUAUGACGUAGAAGGUUCUAUCGUUUUUAGAUCGGGGCAACUGAUAAUUACCUAUAUGACACCGGAAGUCAACAAUUUAACAGCUUUGAAGAAUUUGAUAUUGUAUUCCGUCAAGCAACAAGAGGCAAAAAGGGCGAAAAAAAUUUACUACAGAUAUCCGACUGAAGUAGAUGCCAAUUUGUUUUAUAAAAGGUACCGCGACGACGAGGACGUACGACUUAUAAGGUCAUGGCACAACCGAUGGACAAAUGUUCAUCUGUUGGAAUUAUUCGUGUAUCUCGUUGAGGUUGGUGGCCGAAGAUCAUCUGCAGAUAUUGUCGAUGAUAAUCCAUUGAGUGGAACUGUUAGACGAACUAUCAGAAGGACUAUGGUGGAUUUAAAUAUGCCACUUGAGGGUAGUCAGGAGGGGUCUAAUGUUAAAGUUCGUAAUGUUGACUUAAUGGACGACGAUGUUAAAAGUCAUGAUGGUUCUGCUAUCAGAGAUCCGAUGAUGGAUCAGUAUGAAGUUAACCCCGAUGACGGAUACAAUGCUGACGAAGAACCACCUGAAAUUUCUGAUGAUGGUGACGAGGAAGAAGAGAUGAACUACUACGGUGACACACAGAUCGCUCUGACACAGCUUGCCAUUUCUCGACCAAAUGACUGGCCGGAUCAUUUCAUGAGGUUGAAUCUCGAUGCAAUGACUUCGGAUUGGUCGUUAACCCAGGGAGGCCCUGAAGAGGAUCCAAGCAACGAGUUUGAGGUUGGACAACAAUUUAAGAACAAGGAAGAAGUCGUGUUGGCAGUUAAGCAGUACAGCAUCAGGAGGGAUGCGGAGUACAAAAUAGUAGAGAGUGACCAGUUGAGGUACAAUGCACAAUGUAUCUAG
Molecule: messenger RNA, 915 nt
Organism: Arachis duranensis
Lineage: Eukaryota; Viridiplantae; Streptophyta; Magnoliopsida; Fabales; Fabaceae
Exons: 2
Coding region: 1-915 (304 amino acids)
Source: RefSeq, a predicted model, not a curated record